AUGGAAGUGAAGGAACGCAGACCGUACCGCUCUCUGACGGCACGGCGGGACACAGAGCGCCGCUACACCAGCUCUUCAGCCGACAGUGAGGAUGGCAAGCUCAAGCCCAAAUCCUACAGCUCCAGCGAAACCCUCAAAGCCUUUGAGCAGGACACCCGAGUGGCCUACGGCACACGCGUCAAAGAUGUAGUGCACCAUGAAGUGGACGAGUUCAGCAGGCAAGGAGGAGAAUUUUCCCUGCGAGACCUGGGCUUUGGUGAGCACAUGGCUCCUCGCAUGGUGGCGUACCGCUCAGACAUGGCAAUGCCACACCGUGACUACUCUCUCAGCGUAGGCUCAGACGCAGACACCGAGACAGACGGGAUUGUGUCCCCAGAGCACGCCGUCCGACUGUGGGGACGAGGAAACACCAAGUCAGGCCGCAGCUCAUGUCUGUCCAGCAGAGCUAACUCCAACCUCACCCUGACGGACACGGAGCACGAAAACACGGAGAACGGUCCUCCUCUGCAUUGCUCCUCUGGCUCCUCCUCCCCCGUCGCCUCCCCCUACCCGCCCCCUGCCCACGCAGCCAGUGAGAGCCAGGGAAGGUUGCUAGGUAACAGCGGGCCUCGGGCCGACCCCGACUCUGAGUCGGAGGAUGAGUUUGGCCCUGCUUCUUCGUUCUUAGUUAAGACCGGCUCAGGGAACGUGAGCGUGUGCGCCCCUGGCUCUGCGGCCGCUGACGAGGGCUCUUACCAGAAUCACUCGCGCCUGAGGACUCCUCCACUCCCCCUGUCCCACUCUCACUCUCCCAGUCAGCACCAUGGCACAUCUGUGGGCUCGCUGAGCCGGAGUAACUACACGCCGCGCAGCAACGUCAGUCCAGCACCCACCGACAGCACAGCGGCCCCCGAGGGACCCUCCAGCACCCAAGACUCUGGAAGUACACAGGACAACUGGCUCCUCAACAGCAACAUUCCCCUGGAGACCAGAAACAUAGCAAAGCAGACAGUCGUAGAGAGUUUACAGGACAACCUUAUAGAGAUGGACAUACUGGCUACGGCUCGCCGCGACAAUGCUUACAGUGACGGACAUUUUCUGUUCAAGCCUGGUGGGAGCUCACCACUGUACUGCACAACGUCGCCCGCUUACCCUCUGACCUCCAGCACAGUGUACUCGCCCCCGCCACGACCCUUACCUCGCAACACAUUCACCCGACCCGCCUUCAGCCUCAAGAAGCCCUACAAGCACUGCAACUGGAAAUGUGCCGCCCUCAGCGCCAUCCUCAUCUCCAUCACACUGGUGUUCCUGCUGGCGUACUUCAUUGCCAUGCACCUGCUUGGUUUGAACUGGCACUUACAGCCCAUGCAAGGGCAGUUAUACCGGCUGGCAGAAGACAACACCAGCAGCCUGUCCAUACCUACAGAUCUGGGCCUCCCUCCCCUCGGCAAUACAGGGCUGGAGCUCCCAGACCGCAGGGGUAGAGAAGACGGAAAAAUGGACGGCUUGUUCCCAGAUGACAGCUUCAUAGACAUGGGCGAGAUAGACGUGGGGCGUAAGGUCACACAGCAGAUACCGCCCGGGAUCUUCUGGAGGUCUCAGGUCUUUAUCGACCAUCCCAUGUACCUCAAGUUCAAUGUGUCCCUUAGUAAAGAUGCCUUGGUAGGGAUCUAUGGAAGAAGAGGCCUUCCUCCUACACACACACAGUUCGACUUUGUGGAGCUUUUGGAUGGACGGCGGCUCCUGGCUCAGGGGGUUCAGAGCCUGGACGGACCGCUGGCUUUGACUCAGUCACGAAGCCUGGUGCCCCUUGGUAGCCAUGACACCGGUUUCAUCCAGUACAUGGACUCGGGCAUCUGGCACCUGGCUGUGUAUAAUGAUGGAAAGGAAACAGAGAAGGUGUCUUUCCUUACCACGGCUAUAGACUCAAUAGAUGACUGUCCCAGUAACUGUUUCGGUAAUGGAGACUGCAUCGCUGGAACCUGCCACUGUUUUCUGGGCUUCAGAGGACCAGACUGCAGCAGGGCCUCCUGUCCAGUUCUUUGCAGUGGAAAUGGUCAGUACCUGAAAGGCCGCUGCAUGUGCCACAGUGGUUGGAAAGGGCCGGAGUGUGAUGUUCCCACCAGCCAGUGCAUCGACGUGACCUGCAGUGGACAUGGGACAUGCAUAGUUGGGACCUGCAUUUGCAAUCCAGGCUACAAAGGAGAGAACUGUGAGGAAUUGGAUUGCCUGGACCCCACAUGCUCAGGCCGUGGUGUGUGUGUGCGCGGCGAGUGCCACUGCUUUGUGGGUUGGGGAGGCUCUGGGUGUGAGAGUCCACGGGCAUCCUGCAUGGACCAGUGCUCAGGUCAUGGAGCCUUCCUGGCAGAGACGGGCACCUGCAACUGUGACCCUAACUGGACCGGGCACGACUGCUCAACAGAGCUUUGUGCGUCGGACUGUGGCGGCCAUGGCAUCUGCGUAGCGGGCGGCUGCCGCUGUGAGGAGGGUUGGACGGGUGUCGUUUGCGAUCAGAGGGCAUGCCACCCGCGCUGCAGCGAACACGGCACCUGCAAGGAUGGCAAGUGUGAAUGCAGCCCAGGCUGGAACGGAGAACACUGCACUAUCGAGGGUUGCCCGGGUCUGUGUAACGGCAACGGCAGGUGCACACUGGGUAAUAACGGCUGGUAUUGCGUGUGCCAGCUGGGCUGGAGAGGAACAGGCUGUGACACCUCCAUGGAGACGUCCUGCAGUGACGCCAAAGACAAUGACGGAGACGGCCUGCUAGACUGCAUGGACCCUGAUUGCUGUGUGCAAACGUCGUGUCACAUCACAUCUCUGUGUGUGGGUUCUCCUGAUCCUUUGGACAUCAUCCAGGAGACACAGAUGUCCUCUGGACCAAGCAACCUGCACUCCUUCUACCAGCGUGUGCACUUCCUGGUGGGCCGAGACAGCACACAUGUCAUUCCUGGGCCCAACCCCUUCGAGUCUAGUCACGCGUGCGUCAUACGAGGGCAAGUGGUGACGUCCGAUGGAACGCCACUGGUGGGAGUGAACAUCAGCUUCAUCAACAACCCUGCCUACGGUUACACCAUCACCAGGCAGGAUGGCAGUUUUGACCUGCUCUCCAGCGGGGGCGUGGCUGUAGCACUACGCUUCGAGCGCGCUCCGUUCAUCAUGCAGGAGCACACGCUGUGGUUGCCGUGGUCACGCUUCUUUGUCAUGGACACCGUGGUCAUGCGGCAUGAAGUGAACGACAUCCCCAGCUGUGAUCUCAGCAGUUUCGCACGCCCGAGUCCCAUAGUACUGCCCGCUCCUCUCACUGCCUUCGCCUCGGCCUGUCAGGACAGAGGCAUCGUAGUGCCCGAGAUCCAGGCUCUUCAAGAGGAAGUGCGUGUUCCCGGGACAAAGUUGCGCCUGGGAUAUCUGAGCAGCCGUACAGCAGGUUAUAAGUCUGUCCUAAGGGUCACACUGACCCACGCAGUUAUCCCUUUCAGCCUGAUGAAGGUGCAUCUCAUGGUCGCCGUGGAGGGCCGCCUUUUCAGGAAGUGGUUCUCGGCAGCGCCGAGCCUCUCGUAUGAUUUUGUUUGGGACAAAACUGAUGUCUACAGUCAGAAGGUGUACGGCCUGUCCGAGGCUUUUGUGUCUGUGGGCUUUGAGUACGAGUCGUGUCCUGAUAUGAUCCUAUGGGAGAAGAGGACAGCAAUCUUGCAAGGCUACGAGAGCACAGCAUCCAACCUGGGGGGCUGGAGCAUAGACAAACACCACGCGCUCAACAUUCAAAGCGGCAUCCUGCACAAAGGCAAUGGAGAGAAUGUAUUCAUUUCCCAGCAGCCCCCGGUCAUCGGGAGCAUCAUGGGUAACGGACGGCGGCGCAGCAUCUCCUGUCCCAGCUGUAAUGGUCUGGCUGAUGGAAAUAAGCUUCUAGCUCCAGUAGCUUUGGCUUGCGGGUCAGACGGCAGUUUAUUUGUGGGUGACUUCAACUAUGUUCGUCGAAUCUUCACCACUGGGAAUGUCACCAGCGUUCUGGAGCUUAGUAACAGUCCAGCCCACAAGUACUACCUGGCCACAAGUCCGGUGUCAGGAACUCUGUACCUGUCAGACACCAGCAGUAGGAAGGUGUUCAAGGUGAAAUCUCUGAACAUGGUGAAGGAUGUGGCUAAGAACCUAGAAUUGGUGGCGGGGACGGGGGACCAGUGUCUCCCCUACGAUGAGACACGUUGUGGAGAUGGAGGCAAGGCUGUGGAGGCGACUCUCACUAACCCCAGAGGCAUUACUGUGGACAAAUAUGGCACCAUCUUCUUCGUGGACGGCACCAUGAUCCGCCGAAUAGAUCAGAAUGGAAUCAUCUCCACGCUGCUGGGCUUCAACGACCUGACCUCAGCACGACCCUUGAGCUGUGACUCUGUGAUGGACAUCUCGCAGGUACGUCUGGAAUGGCCCACUGACCUUGCUGUGAGUCCAAUGGACAACUCACUCUAUGUAUUAGAUAACAACGUGGUGCUGCAGAUCUCGGAGAACCACCAGGUUAGGAUCGUAGCAGGCCGGCCCAUGCACUGCCAGGUGCCCGGCCUUGACCACUUCCUGGUGAGCAAAGUCGCCAUCCAUGCCACAUUGGAAUCUGCUAAUGCAUUGGCCGUGUCCCACAAUGGCAUCCUCUACAUCUCAGAAUCUGAUGACAAGAAAAUAAAUAGAGUGAGACAAGUUUCCACCAAUGGUGAGAUCUCUCUGGUCGCUGGUGCCCCAAGCGGCUGUGACUGUAAGAAUGACCCCAACUGUGACUGUUACUCAGGAGAUGAUGGCUACGCUAAACAUGCAAAGCUCAACUCACCAUCAUCACUGGCAGUUUCCCCUGAUGGAGAGCUUUUCAUCGCUGAUCUGGGCAAUAUCCGAAUCCGUUAUGUACGGCAGAACAAACCUUACCUCAAUCCACUGAACAUGUAUGAGGUCUCCUCACCCAUGGAUGAUGAACUCUACUUGUUUGACACCAAUGGUAGUCACAUCUACACCCAGAGCCUAACCACAGGUGACUACCUGUACAACCUGACUUAUUCAGGAGCAGGACACCUGAGCACCAUCACAGAUAAGAACAAGAACAAGUUGACCAUUCGCAGGGACACGACAGGACUGCCUCUCUGGCUCAUGACCCCAGACGGCCAAACAUUUUGGUUCACCAUUGGGACUAAUAAUGCCCUCAAGAGCAUUGGUGCCCAGGGCCACGAGUUAGCCAUGAUGACCUACCAUGGGAACUCAGGUCUGCUGGCCACAAAGAGCAAUGAAGAUGGGUGGACUACAUUCUAUGAGUACGACAGUUACGGGCGGCUGACGAAUGUGACCUACCCUACAGGCAGGGUGAGCAGCUACCGCACUGAUUCUGAUGGUGCCGUGCGAGUGCAGGCUGAAGGCUCCAACAAAGAGGACAUCAUCGUCACAACCAACCUCUCAGCCUCGGGAACAUUUUAUACACUCAUGCAAGAUCAAGUCAAGAACAGUUAUUACAUUGGACUGGAUGGCUCGCUACGACUGGUUUUGGCUAAUGGCAUGGAAGUAUCGUUGAACACAGAACGACAUCUGCUCUCGGGUACUGUGAACCCAACCGUCAGCAGGAGGAACGUUACCCUUCCUAUAGAUAAUGGCCUCAACUUAGUGGAGUGGAGACAACGGAAAGAGCAAGCACGGGGACAAGUCACAGUUUAUGGACGCAGGCUGAGGGUUCACAACAGAAAUCUGUUGUCCAUGGAUUUUGAUCGCAUCACUCGAACAGAGAAAGUGUAUGAUGACCACAGGAAGUUUACUCUUAGGAUCCAUUAUGACCAUGCUGGCAGACCAACCCUGUGGGCACCAAGCAACCGACUGAACGGGGUCAAUGUUACUUACUCCCCUGGCGGGCAUGUGGCUGGCAUUCAAAGAGGCACCAUGUCUAUCCGAAUGGAAUAUGACCAGAAUGGAAGAAUCAUUUCACAGAUAUUUGCAGAUGGCAAAUCAUGGAGCUAUACUUACCUUGAGAAGUCCAUGGUGCUAUUGCUGUACAGCCAACGACAGUACAUCUUCGAGUUUGACAAAAAUGAUCGUCUGUCAUCUGUCACCAUGCCCAACGUGGCCCGGCAUACGCUAGAGACCACCCGUUCAAUUGGUUACUAUAGAAACACAUACAGGCCCCCUGAGGGCAAUGCCACUGUGCUGCAUGAUUACAGUGAAGAUGGUCUGCUUUUGCAAACCAUUCACCAAGGCACAGGACGCAGGGUCAUCUAUAAAUAUGGCAAGCUCUCCCGUCUGCUUGAGAUUCUGUAUGAUACUACACGUGUUGCCUUCUCAUAUGAUGAGGCAGCAGGCAUGCUAAAGACAGUGAGCCUACAAAGCGAGGGAUUCACCUGCACCAUUCGUAACCGGCAGAUCGGCCCACUGAUUGACAGACAGAUCUUUCGUUUCAGUGAAGAAGGUAUGGUCAAUGCCCGAUUUGACUACAACUAUGACAACAGCUUCCGGGUCACAAGCAUGCAGGCUGUCAUCAAUGAAACACCACUGCCUAUUGACCUGUACCGCUAUGAUGAUGUAUCGGGUAAAACAGAGCAGUUUGGCAAGUUUGGGGUCAUAUAUUAUGACAUCAAUCAGAUUAUUACCACUGCUGUAAUGACCCACACAAAACACUUUGAUGCCUAUGGACGAGUAAAAGAGGUGCAGUAUGAGAUCUUCCGUUCACUGAUGUACUGGAUGAUGGUGCAGUAUGAUAACAUGGGCCGUGUGGUAGCUAAGGAGCUAAAAGUAGGCCCUUAUGCCAACACCACACGGUACACAUAUGAAUAUGAUGCUGAUGGCCAAAUCCAAGUGGUGUCCAUAAAUGACAAACCUUUGUGGCGCUACAGUUAUGACCUGAAUGGCAACCUGCACCUUCUGAGUCCAGGAAACAGUGCCCGCCUUACACCGCUACGCUAUGAUGUAAGGGACCGCAUCACACGACUGGGAGAUGUCCAGUACAGGUUGGAUGAAGAUGGGUAUCUAAAGCAAAGGGGCAAUGACUUCUUCGACUACAACUCUGCUGGCUUGUUAAUAAGAGCUUACAGCAAGGUUGGCGGAUGGAGCAUAAAGUAUCGUUAUGAUGGUCUGGGCCGCAGAAUGUCUAGCAGGAGCAGUCAAGGACACCAUCUGCAGUUCUUCUACUCUGAUCUAUCCAGCCCCACCAGAGUCACGCACAUGUAUAAUCACUCCAGCUCAGAGAUUACAUCACUCUACUAUGAUCUGCAGGGACACCUCUUUGCCAUGGAGCUAAGCAGCGGUGAUGAGUUCUAUGUCGCCUGCGACAACAUUGGCACUCCACUGGCUGUAUUCAGUGGUUCAGGCCUUAUGAUCAAGCAGAUCCUCUACACAGCGUUUGGAGAGGUCUACCUCGAUUCAAACCCCAGCUUUCAGCUCAUAGUAGGAUACCAGGGUGGCUUGUAUGAACCCCUCACAAAGCUGGUACACAUGGGUCGCCGGGAUUACGAUGUCCUAGCCGGUCGCUGGACCACACCUGACCAUGACAUCUGGAAGCAACUGAACAGCAACAACAUAGUGCCCUUCAGCCUGUACAUGUUCAAGAACAACAACCCUCUGAGCAACACACAAGAGACUAGGUGCUACAUGACAGAUGUGAAUAGCUGGUUAGUGACUUUUGGCUUCCAGCUGUACAAUGUCAUCCCUGGCUAUCACAAACCUGUCACUGAUGCCAUGGAACCAUCUUAUGAGCUCAUUCAUACUCAGAUGAAGACACAGGAGUGGGACAGCACUAAGUCUGUACUUGGAGUGCAGUGUGAGGUUCAGAGACAACUUAAGUCCUUUGUCAAGUUGGAGCGUUUUGACCAGAUCUAUCGAGCAAGUGGUGCUGGUUGUCCAGAAUCCCCUUUCAGCACGUUCUUCGCCUCAGGAGCUUCGAUCUUCGGCAAGGGUGUGAAGUUAGCCAUCCGAGAGGGUCAAGUUAGUGCCGACAUCAUCAGCCUGGCCAGUGAGGAUGGCAGACGGCUUGCUGCUGUUCUGGACCAGUCCAUCUACCUUCAAGACCUUCAUUUUACAAUUGAUGGCAUGGACAUGCACUAUUUUGUGAAAACAUCUCCAGCAGAGGGCAACUUGGCACUGCUGGGUAUGACAGUGGGACGGCGAAUGCUGGAGACAGGAACUAAUGUGACAGUGCAGCAGGUGAACACUGUGCUGGGUGGCCGAGCUCGGCGUAUUACCGAUGUGCUGCUGCAGCACGGUGCUCUGAGCCUGAAUGUGCGCUAUGGCAGCAGUCUGGAUGAAGAAAAGGCUCGGGUGCUGGAGAUGACUCGCCAGAGAGUUGUGGCAGCCGCCUGGCACCGCGAGCGACACCGACUGCGCCAGGGAGAAGACGGAUCACGCGCCUGGACGGACACUGAGCGGCAGCAGCUGUUCAGCUCGGGCCGUGUGCAAGGUUACGAUGGCUACUACGUGGUACCUGUGGACCAGUUCCCUGAGCUGGCCGACAGCACCAGCAACAUUCACUUUCUGCGCCAGAGCGAGAUGGGCCGCAGGUGACACAAACACAAGGGAAGCCACGCUCGGGCUCAGCAUCCAGGACUUCUUGCCAAAGACAUGUUGCUUGUGUGACCACUUUGUUAAAUCGUUUUUUUUUUUUU
Messenger RNA from Neoarius graeffei (lesser salmon catfish), 8585 nucleotides. RefSeq names its product teneurin transmembrane protein 4 (gene tenm4). Gene Ontology annotation, molecular function: protein homodimerization activity; protein heterodimerization activity; cell adhesion molecule binding. NCBI's taxonomy places the organism in Eukaryota, Metazoa, Chordata, Actinopteri, Siluriformes, Ariidae. Gene Ontology annotation, cellular component: neuron projection; membrane. The coding region runs from base 1 to 8484 and encodes 2827 amino acids. Gene Ontology annotation, biological process: heterophilic cell-cell adhesion; neuron development; signal transduction. The transcript is spliced from 29 exons. The record is from RefSeq and is a predicted model, not a curated record.